GUAAUUGUUGCAGUUUGAUGUUGUGACGUCACAAUCGUGAUCGGACAUCAUAACGUCGCAUCACCACUGUGUACAAUAUGUCAACCAUCGGUCGACUUCAAAAACUACUUAAAUCAGAAGAAUAUUCCGAAUUUAAUGAUGAAAAUAUCAUUUUAGAAUCACAGUUUAUAGAGAUGACACACAAAGGAGAACCUAUCAAAAACGUCAUUGCUGGGAUCACUGAAAAGUUCUUCAUUGUGGCCAAUGACGUCAUAAGUGAUCUCCGAAAAUCUCGUGCAAGUGUCCUCGUAGCUGAUGUUGAUACCGACACCGUGGACCUGGAGCUUGAAUGGGUUGUCCCCAUUAUUCACGUGAUUCCCGAGCCCGUGCCUAAUGAGCACGUGCUAGACGUACGUGGACAUAAUGACCAUCAUCGAUACUACAUGGUCGCUAGUACCCGUAGCAACGGCAGUGAAAGCAGAAUCUGGACAAAGUGGAUGAAACAUUUGGCCAAAAGUAGCCCAACGCCUGAACAGUUUUUACACGAAAUACCCAAAUUUAAACUGAAGAAUAUAUUCCAUAAAGACAAAACAUCAAGUGGAGAGGUUGUUGUAAAAUCUUCUGUAAUUAGCAACAUCAAAUCAAGAACGUCUUCAUUAAUGAAAUCGUCAAAGAAGCAGAAAAAGAACAAAAGUUCCUCCGUCAUUCGUCCUAUAGAUAACAAACUGCCCAGAAUCGCGACAGAUUUGUAUGACACUACUGGGAUCAUAAAAGAGAAGACCAACCUUUUCUGCUGCUGUCCAAGAAAAAAGAAAAGAGUAAAGGACUAACUUUAAAACCAUAAAAUAUAAAGGGGAAAGCGAAUUUAAAAGAAAUGGAACGAGUGAAAGACUAAUUUUAAAACCAUUAGUUUAAAAGGGAAAGCGGCGAAUUUAAAAAAAAAUGGAAAUCAGCAUACACAAUAAACCCUCCGUAAUAACUCGUACAUGU
Saccostrea cuccullata (small rock oyster) is the source of this 969-nucleotide messenger RNA. RefSeq lists its product as uncharacterized. The transcript has 2 exons. The record is from RefSeq and is a predicted model, not a curated record. Bases 78 to 809 code for a protein of 243 amino acids. NCBI's taxonomy places the organism in Eukaryota, Metazoa, Mollusca, Bivalvia, Ostreida, Ostreidae.